GCCGCCGCCGCUGGCUCCGUGUCCUCCAGUGAGGUUGUCCCCGCGGGCUGGAACCUUUGCACCGUCGUCGGGGUGUUGCUGGGCUACCCUGCGGCGUACGCCUUCGCCACGGAGGAUGACACUGAGAACUGCCUGGCACUGACGCCGCUGAGGGUGUUCACGGUCCAGGCCUCCUGCCCCAGGAUAAGGGAUGGUCUGAGGGUCCAGAUCUACUCCUUCAGCAUCCCGGAGAGCCUCUGCGCGGAGCUGAGGGAGGCGCUGGGCGCCUGGCAGGAGGAGCUGACAGAGGCCUUCAGCACACAGAGUGACUUUGUAGAUCUCCACAUUGCGAGCGAGGUGGUGUCCCUUCCAGCGGUUGCCUUGUAA
Merops nubicus (carmine bee-eater) is the source of this 366-nucleotide messenger RNA. Its product is annotated as chromosome unknown open reading frame, human C1orf74. The record is from RefSeq and is a predicted model, not a curated record. The transcript has a single exon. NCBI's taxonomy places the organism in Eukaryota, Metazoa, Chordata, Aves, Coraciiformes, Meropidae. The annotation marks the transcript as partial.